GAGAGAGCAAGAAAGAGAGAGAGCAGAAGAGAAUAUCAGACAGAGAGGUUUUUGACGAGGUACGGAAAUACCUCUUUCACCUAGGCUUUUAAUGGACUGAAUACAUCUCUCUCUCUCUCUCUCUCUCUCUCUCUCUCUCUCUCUCUCUUUAUCUCUGCCAUAAGCAGGAACACACUGCACAUUUUGAAACAGCAAUUUGUUUGAGGAGCUGACAGUAGGGCUGUCCGUUUAGCAUGGGACAAAAGCGUGGGACAAGAAUGAAGGUACAAGACCGUGAUCCAGCCGGUUACCAGGAGCAGGAGACCAACGCACAGACAGGGGGCAGUAGAGCAUCAGACAUAAGUGCAUCCUAUGCACAGCAGGGAUUCCUCUCAGGGCUGCCUGUGCUAGAUGCCCUAGAGCUGCAGGCAGCCAGGGAGGCAUUUGGAAAGCUGGAGAGGGAGUUUGGUAAAGAGUACACCCAGUACAGUCUCCACAAUGUCCAUCUGCAGUACGACUGGGUGAUGGCUCUAGCAAAGCACCCCAAGGUCCUAGAGCCAGUCAGCACAAUCCUCGGGCCAGAUGUCAUCUUGCUUGACUCCCGCUUCAUCUGCAAAUAUCCUGUCGGCGCCACUUCCAAUGGACAGGUGGGAAAUGACAUCACAACUUCUGCCAAGCAGAACAGUGCACUCGACAAUGAGGAGGGGAAUUAUGGGAAAGCUCAUGUUGGACAGCAGGAAAAACCAGGGUUGCCUUUUGUUGCCUGGCACCAGGACAUGAGGUACUGGGGUUUGGCUGGGGGGCCAGUGCUCUCAGUAUGGCUGGCUCUUGAUGACUCUUUGGAGGAAAAUGGAGCCCUGCAGGUCAUUCCAGGCAGUCACUGCUCUGGAAUCCUCCCCCACCAGCCCUCACCCCACUCAGGAAACAUGCUGUCUGUCAAUCAAGAGAUCCCAGAGGAGUUGGUGAAAAUUGAUGAAGCUGUACUUUGCCCACUGCUGGCAGGGCAGAUGUCUGUGCAUGAUGGACUGCUGAUCCAUGGCAGUGACCCCAACACGUCAGGAAGAAGGCGUUGUGGGUUUGUCAUACGUUUUGUCCCCACCUGUGCCUAUCCCAUUCAGGACCCGGAUCGUCCUCGCAGUUUCAAUGCCACAGUGCUGGUUUGUGGCACUGACAAGUUCAGGAAUUUUCCCAACAAUACCCAAGAACUGUAGAAGGCUGUGUGCACCACUAUUCAGUGCCUGAUCCUUCCUUGAAGAUGGCUCUUCAUAUCACUCUGCUGAUGUAAUUAUUGUUUCAGCGAGCCUAUAUGCCAUAGGCUGUUUGACAUUCAUUUUGUUGGCGUUGUCUAUUAUACCAAGCUUUGUUUUCCGCAUGUGACUUUAUGUGGCAGAGAUGCACACUCUUCAAUAACUCAGGAUUCUUUUUUUUUAAUCUGUGGCAUGGCUUGUAUAGGAUCUUAAGUGUUUUUCUAUUAUUUAUCAAAUGACAGUGCUAAUGCUAGAUUCAUCACAAUUGAGGUGGAUGCCCAGGCCUAACUUGUAACCAUGUUCUGCUGAUUCCAGAGAUCAUAACAAAUAUGUUCACAUGCAGUACAGACAGAAUCUCCUUUAGUGUUAUGAUCUCAUGAAUAAUGGCAAGACUUCAUGAAUCUGUGGUAGUCACAAAAUUGUAUUUAAUGAUUAUUUGACUGCUACAGUCUGAUGUAUGUAUGUUAAUCAUUUCAUAAUUAGCAACACUUGCUGAAUCCAACAAUGGCCUCAACUUUAUUGUUCCAUGCUAAAUAUCAAGUUCAUUAUGUAUUCUUUUUCUGCUUCCAUACAAUAAAAAACACUAAACUCCAAUAUCAAGCCAAUUAGCUGUAUGUCUCAUCAUCGUUUACAUGGAUGCAAAUAUACCUCAGGAUUAUUAUAUUGAAUGCCUUAAGGUAGUUAACUGACUAUACUGGUUUGACAACUGAAGCUGGGUACUAAUAGCUGUCUUUUGUUCGAUAGCUGAUAUUGAACAAAAGGCGAUUUUUAGAUAGCUGAAAGCUGAUAGAUAGAAUGUCUGUUACAAAAAUGCAUUAUGAUGCAGUCCCUUUAGCUAGCAAACAUUAGCUACAUUGUUUUAAAAUAUAUGUGGACUGAAAAUAUCCAAUUUGAGCAUCCACAUAUGUUGCAUGGCUGCACAUGUGAUUUA
Molecule: messenger RNA, 2157 nt
Organism: Anguilla rostrata (American eel)
Lineage: Eukaryota; Metazoa; Chordata; Actinopteri; Anguilliformes; Anguillidae
Product: probable alpha-ketoglutarate-dependent hypophosphite dioxygenase
Exons: 6
Coding region: 234-1190 (318 amino acids)
Biological process (GO): fatty acid alpha-oxidation
Molecular function (GO): phytanoyl-CoA dioxygenase activity
Source: RefSeq, a predicted model, not a curated record